Messenger RNA from Fusarium sp. VM40, 2439 nucleotides. The record is from the annotation of a GenBank genome assembly. NCBI's taxonomy places the organism in Eukaryota, Fungi, Ascomycota, Sordariomycetes, Hypocreales, Nectriaceae.
AUGGCUUCCUCUGACCGAAGUGAGACCCCGGACUCGGACGGUGACCGAAAGUCUGGGUCCCGAGAUGGCUCGGGCCAGCCGCCCGCCCGCAAACGACAGCGUGUCCGCCUCAGCUGCCUCGAGUGCCGUCGCCGGAAGCUGUCGUGUGACCGGGGCUUCCCGUGUGAACGGUGCAUCAAAAGCGGCACGCCCGACCGUUGUAGCUACGAAUCCCGGAACGGAGAGGUCGUUAAUGCCUCGUCUGGCGUUCCGCCGCCCUUCGCUCAGCUCGACUCACGCCGUUUUGUCGAUCCCGCAACGGGAUUGUCCCCACGAGACCCUGAAUUUGUUCGCCAAGAUCACGAUCGAAUCCGCCGAUUAGAGCUCGAAAUAGCUCAGUUGAAGCACCAAAUAACGAGGCCUGGUGUGUCCUUUGAUGGAAGUACCCUCGCCGGCACGACCACAUCUCCCCAGACGAAGGAUGAUGCCAAUGCGAUUUCAAAUGCCGAGGACCCCUCGGUCCGUGAAGUACACGAGUCCAUCGAAGCUACCAACAUGUCAGCCGAGAAGGGAGAGCUUCGAUUCUUCCGUGGGAGGGGGUUCCGCACUCGAUACUUUGGUCCGCACAAUGCCAGCAUGGCCUUUGUCGAGUUGACGGGUUUGUGUCCGUUUAUGAAGGAGACGGCUGACGAGUGGCUUCGUCCUGUUAUUCUUCAUGAUCGCAAGGACCGCAAAAGACGACGCGAGGACCGUGAGAGGAUCUUCGAGGACGCCGAUCUAGAUUUGGAAGCUCUGUUACCGAGCAAAGAGGAGUCAGAUGCCCUCAUUGACGUUUACCUUGACCAGUUCGAGCAAGUCCAUCGAAUUGUUCACAUUCCCACGUUCAAGAAAGAAUACUCCGAGUACUGGACACCCGGCUCUACCAAACGUUAUGCUGCCUUCACGGCACUUAUUCUCUCAAUGAUGGCUGUUGCGAGCUGUGUUCACACUCACGAGAACAUCAAGUUCAUCGGCAUGAUGUCGAACGCUCGGCACUGGGCAGAGCGAUGGAUAAAGGCAUGUGAUGAGUGGUCGUCAAAACAGAGCCAAAAGCACCGGCGCUUGAUUAACUAUCAAGUAGCUUGUCUUUUGUAUCUUGGUAAGCGAGUCAACACCAUCAAGAAGAAGCGUUUCUGGACAGGCUCUGGAGCUUUGAUCCAGGACGGAAUUGCUGUCGGUUUACAUCGUGAGCCUAGCCAUAUGGCAGCAAAGAUCACCGUCUUUCACCAGGAAAUGCGCCGCAGGAUUUGGGCAACAGUUCAGGAGUUUGACAUGCAAGCAUCUUUUGACCACUGUCUGCCAACUCUGGUGAGCCAGCUUCACUACGACACCAACCCACCUCGCAAUUUGGACGAUGAUGACUUUGAUGAAAGUACAACUGUCCUUCCGCCAUCCAAGCCCGUGAAGGAGUAUACUUUCUCCUCUUUUCAACAUAUAGCUCGCCAGAGUCUGCCUCUGCGAUUGGAACUCAGCCGUCUGCUCACUGGUCCGUCGUCCGAAAUAGACUACGAACAGGUGAUUCGAUACACCAAUGACUUGACACAUGAGAUUGACGCCCUUCCUUCCUGGGAUAUGAACAUGGAGAAUGUCAGAGGAAAGAAAAAUCCUUUGAUUGCAUAUACGUUAUUACAUGUCCAGUUGAGACAGUACAUCAUUCCUCUGCACCAGCCCUAUCUUAAGCUCCGCAAACAAAACUCCAAAUAUCAGUACUCAGAAAUCAUCUACUAUAAUUCAGCUAGGGAUAUCGUUCUGUUACAUGACAAGUUAUACGAACAAGGCGUUCGCAGUCUCAACUUUCUCCGAGAAGAUGCUCUCACAACAGCCAUCAAUCUUUGCAGUGUUACAAUGCUGCAACCGAGAGGAUCCACCAAUAUGAUCAUGAUCAACUCGCACCAUACCCUCAAGCUGAUCGAAAAGUGUAUUGCAAUGAAGGAAGAUCGACUACUUCGAUGCGGCAAUAACGAGCCAUGGGGAUAUUCUAUUAUGUGUGCAGCACUGGGGUUGCUCGAGGCCCACCUGGGAACCAAGGAGCCCGAAGUUGCCAAGUCGACAUCAGCCGAACGCUUUGUCAACUUACACUACCGUCUUCUUGCCAACCAAGAGCCUCCAGUGUCUGGGGAACUGGCAGCCGUCAUGAACGGCGUGCCAAUGGGUAACAUGGGACCUGGGAACAUCCCGCUGCAUGAUCGGCCAAAGGUAAUGAGGCUUGACUUCCACGGCAUGGCGUUUCCUAAUAUUGGUAUCCAGUCGGUGACCCCUUACUCGUUUACGCCUACAAUGCACACUGCUCAGCUCGACCCGAACCAGGCCCCGUGGAUGCUGGGUGGAGAUCCCACACAGCCGUUCAACUUGGAUCCGAGUCUGGAGUUGUUGGGUCUGAAUCUUAACGAGAUCUGGGGCGAGUCCUGGGAGUUGGGUUGA